CCACUUUACAUGAAGGACAUUUUAAUAAACCAUCCACCCUCCCGUUUACUGAAGAUGUUCAGCGUCUUCAUCAACAUCUUGAAAUGGUCGCUGAUUUAGCUUCUGACAACUUGAAGUAGACUGCAUCCACAAAAGUCUAUGGAGAACUGUGCAGAUCGACUCUUGCCAAAAUUAUUCUCUUCAAUCGAAGGCGUGGAGGAGAAGUUGCAAGGAUGCACUUAAAAAGUUUCUUAGAGAGGGACACAGCUCCUCUUCACAAAGAUGUUGCUGUUGGCCUUACAGCGUUUGAGCAGAAACUUUGUGCACACUUUAGUCGAGUAGAGAUUAGGGGUAAAAAGGAGCGUAAAGUGGCAGUAUUGCUAUCGCCAGACAUGGUCGAUGCUUUAACACUUCUCAUAAGCAAAAGACAAGAGUGUGGAGUUCCACAAGACAAUACAUUUCUUUUUGCAAGACCCAGCUGUUUGACUUCGUAUAGAGGACAAGACUGUCUCAGGAUUUACGCAGAUGAGUGUGGUGCUCAGAACCCUGAGCUCCUCCGGUCAACUCAGUUGCGAAAACAUGUUGCAACUUUAUCACAGGUCCUGAACUUAAAAAACCGUGAGUUGGAUCAAGUUGCAGACUUCUUGGGCCAUGAUAUACGUGUCCACAGAGAAUAUUACAGGCUUCCAGAGGCUACAACCCAGCUGGCCAAAAUUUCUAAACUUCUACUUGCCAUGGAGAAAGGUUCUCUUAGAAGUCUUCAAGGCAAAACACUAGAAGAAAUUGACAUUGAAGAAAACCUAGACUUAACCGAUUCAAAUCCAAGUGAUGACAGUGAUGCUGAGGAGACAGAUCAACUAACACAAAGUGAAAUUGCACUAAAGCGAGUAAGGCGACCUGUUGAGGAUCUUCCAGGCACCUCAGAUGGUAUGGGCAUUUAUCUCAUUUAACUAGCAUGUUUAGCAAGGUUUGAUUCAGUUCAUGUAGACCAAGCAGUGCCUACUGUAUGUUACAGUAUUUUAUUAUUCCUUUCAUA
This is a messenger RNA of Rhinichthys klamathensis goyatoka, 1015 nucleotides long. RefSeq lists its product as uncharacterized. Gene Ontology annotation, biological process: DNA integration; DNA recombination. The record is from RefSeq and is a predicted model, not a curated record. The transcript has 3 exons. The coding region runs from base 213 to 929 and encodes 238 amino acids. Lineage: Eukaryota; Metazoa; Chordata; Actinopteri; Cypriniformes; Leuciscidae. Gene Ontology annotation, molecular function: DNA binding.